Messenger RNA from Stereum hirsutum FP-91666 SS1, 2658 nucleotides. RefSeq lists its product as uncharacterized. Gene Ontology annotation, molecular function: metal ion binding. The coding region runs from base 1 to 2658 and encodes 885 amino acids. The transcript has 5 exons. Lineage: Eukaryota; Fungi; Basidiomycota; Agaricomycetes; Russulales; Stereaceae. The record is from RefSeq and is a predicted model, not a curated record.
AUGCUUUCCUCCAUGCUGGCCGUCUCCCGCCCCGCUUUCUCUGAGAGCGCCCUCUCCGACUCAGGCUCGCUCUCGGGAUUCGAUCCCCCACCGCCCCGUUUCCCCCACACGCGCGCACAGUUGUCGGCCAUCGCACGCCAGUACAAGCUGCCAGACAGCUACGACUCCGACGCGGAGGGCGACGACAUUCCACGCGUCUCUGCACCACUCGUUGCUAGGGUCGUCGUCCUGCUCGACCAGGAGCACGAGGACGAAGUGAAAUCUCUGCUCAAGGAUACCUUUGGUCACAUAGACGACGAAGCACUCGAACAACAUGUCCUCGACCUCAUGCAUAAGCACCGCGACGACGUCGCCGGAGUUCCUUUCCUAUUUCUCACCCCAAGUCGGAGACCUAUUUCGCGACCCUCUUCCCGCGCUUCCUCUCACUCUGCCCGUCUUAUACAACGCCCGGAUACCCCAAACUCUGCCCCUACCUCUCCCCUCAUCCAUGUCUUCCGCAGACCCCAUACGCCUAUCACCUCUCCUCUCAGUACCAACAAUGCACCCGGAACCUCCUACAUGACCGCACAUUCCGAUUCGCCCUCGGCUUCCCCUAUUCAACAAUACAUCAGCAUGCCUCAGGCCUAUUCCCAAUUUGCCAGCAGUCUCCCGUCGUCACCCCUAUCGUCACCCCGUCUCAGUCUUAACGCAAAAGCUUCCGAGUUCAGACCUCACCCUCGUCCCCUCUCGGCCGCGUCCUCAAACCCCGCGUCCUUGUCCCAACUCAGGGGAGACACACCCUCUCCCGAUCUGUGGGCGCACCCGACGUUGAGGCCCACCUCCAAUCUCGCCAUCGCGGCUCCCUUGGUUCCCGACACAACACUUCUGUCUCGUUCCGGAACCCCAAGCUCACUCCGUGCUUCCAUUCGUCCGGGAGAGCAAGAUGACGAAGAAGACCCCUUCGACCCCUUCGCCCACAAGCAUCAGCCACAUAACUUCCAUCCUAUAGACGUCCACGGGUAUGGUUCCUGGGAUGAGCUUCCAGCGACCUAUCCCGUUGAUCCGUACGGCCCGUCUGCGCAAAUACCGUUAGAGCAAAUGUCGCCACCUUCCUUCGGGUCACAGCCAUCUCAGGACAGCAGCGCAAGCAUAGAUGCCGAUGCUAAUGAGAUGCUUACUGAUGGCAUGACGCCUUUCGACGUCCUGUCGUCUGUGUUCGGUGCGUCUCUGGCACCCUCCGAACUCGAGGAGGCGUUGGCCAACAAUGGCUACGACUUUGAACGCUCUAUGGCUUGGCUCGUGGACCGUACCGCUCCGCCACAACCGCACGGGGCUCGAGGAAAGAUGCAGAGCAUGGGUAACAGAGUCUCGCUUGUUUCUAGGGACGGAGCGUCCGGGUUCGUGCGAGGAGGAAGAGCCGGCUACGAUAAUGGAAGUGCCAACGGUAGGGGUGCCCCGCGAUACGUGAAUGGUCGACCUGCCCAAGGCGGAAACAGAGUCUGUCGUUAUUUCCUCGCUGGAGAGUGCCUGAGGGCAGACUGCCGGUUCAGCCACGAUCUUGAGCGUGCACUGUGCCGAUUCUGGUUGCGGGGAACAUGUGCGAAGCAGGAGAACUGCGAGUUCCUGCAUCAUCUACCAGAACAAGUCGACGUCAACAGUCUUGCCUCUGCCAUGUCCCGCACCGAGAUCUCGAACCACGAGCCACAGCCGAGCAACAGUCCACCACCAGAAGAGUUCCCAUCCCUGGGCUACGCAAAUUCAGGUGAUCAAAUGAACCGUGGUGGCUACUACGGUCGUUCGGACAGGACGAACUACGAUCCAGGACGAACGAGGUUCGCCGCAGCUGUCAAGAAGCCGGCGCCGACCAAUCCCACCCUUGCCUAUCAGCCACGGGACCAGGCGACGUUGGCUGCUCGUAGACAGGCGAUGGGCAGCGCUGCUGAACCUCUGCACCACCGCACGGCCAUCAUCGCACCCAAGCCCUCUCCGCGCCUCAAGCUCCGUCCACCGACCCUUUUGCCCACGCUUCCCACGGGUGAGACUAUCAACGACCUGUACAUGAAGUACCGUUCUCGUGCGCUGCAGCUCGGUGCUGCGAGGAAUGCUUGUCUUUCUCGUGCUGCGGACGCGUGGCGCAGAGGUGACGGUGCGGCUGCGAAGAGGUUCAGCAGGGAGGGUCACGACCUGAAUACGAAAAUGGCCGGGCAGAUGGCUGAAGCCGGGGCUACACUCGUCCGUGAGAGGGCGAGGUUGGCGGAACAGGCUGUCAAGGCCAGAGAUGCGAGCUGGUCGGACGACCCGAGCGAUAGGACGAGCAGGGGACAGAUUUGCGGUGGGGGUUUGGGCGUCGUACUGGGUGUGGCGAGGGCGGACUCGGUUGGUGAUAGAACGUUGAGUCCGGAGGAGAAGAUGGAAUGUGUAUUGGAUCUGCACGGGUUGCAUUCCAAUGAAGCGACAGAAGUGUUGGAGAACUUUUUACUCGAGCUCGAAAGGGAACAUUUCUAUGGAUUAGCUUAUUUGGUCGUCGGUGAAGAGAAACAUACGGGAACUCAGGAUGUCGCCCGUGGAGCGUCACGCGAGCGUCUCGCCGCUGGCGUGCGCGAAUGGUUGCACAGGUGGGGAUAUCCAUGGAGCGAGCGUGAUGGAGUGAUCUGUGUCGACCACCUCACACACUUGUGA